AUGCAACACCAUCCAGAGGAUACGCACGAUGCAGCAGGUCAACAGUGGGGUUUUCCUGCCACACACAAUUUCGCGGCUCAUACUACCACUGGAUUUGAAGAAGAGGACGAUGUCAGUGAUGUUGAAGACGAUGACAGUGCUUACGGUUAUGAUGACGACGAAAUUGCGUUCAAUCAGUUCUAUGCACGGAAUCAUUCGAUUUCCGCUGCUCCCGCUGAAAUCACCCAUGAGCGAUUGGAAUGGCAGCAAAUGCUUCAAUCCGUGCUGAUGGGUGAAGUUAUUAAAUCCGAAAAGAAACGACUGUCCAAUACCGAACAUUUGCAACAGCAGAAACCCAUCCAAGAAAUUUGGAUCGCUCUACGAGCUUUGCUCCGCGGACGUACCGUUGCCGAAGAACAAAAAUCGCUUACCGAAGGACGGAAAGAAGUCGAUGACGUGCUCAAAAUGGUGAUGGAUUUCAGAGUCUCUGAUUCCAAUCACCAAGUCGCGCUUCGGGAAGUAGCCGAAGUGUUGAAAAAUGUCGAUCGCAUCGAAUCCUUGUAUCCAACGAGAGCCGAUAUGAUUCAUGCCAAUCCAAAGUACGGAGAACCGGAAUUUCAGACAAGACUGGAUGCUCUCAAUUCGUGGUGCACCAUCACCCGAAGUCUACACAUGCAGUACAAAAUUCUGACCGACUGGACAGGAUCCGAGGAUUUGCAGAUUGCACGCAAACACGAAAUGACCGAUCAGGAAUUGGAGGCUAAGGUCAAUGACGCACCCGUCUCACCUUACCUGCACGUCCAGCGCACAGACCCGUCGUUUGUGGAACGUUUGCUGAAAGAAUCCGCCCUGCAAGACACGUUUGAUCGACGUACCUUGUCGGCUCUUUACUUACUUUUGAGCAAGUCCAAGCAAACCAUGGUAGCCAACAGCAGCCUGUUUGAAGAAAUGAAUUUGCCUCCUUUCAUCUCCCAGCUUCAGCAAUUGGCCUCUUUUCCCAGUACUCUCGUGGAAGAAGCACUCAAACUUCGUCUGGAAUACAAGGAUCGCAUGAAUCAACCACCCAAACAGAUGGUCGAUGCCAUGAUGGAAGAUUAUCGAGGUCUGCUCACCUUGGGAUGUCGCGUCAAAUACCACUACGAAGAAUUAGCCCAACCGGCACCUGGGUGGAAACUCAAAUCCAAUGCUCAUACCGAUGAAUGCUACGAUGCGGUUUUGCUGGAAUCGGCGCGUUUCUACUUUAAACUGAUCAAUUGGAAGCUUGCCAUGGAAAAUGAAAAUAGUCUCAAGGAAUGUGAGAUACUGGACAAGGAAUGGGAGUUCUUGAAAGGCACCGUAUGUCAGGCCAUAGAAAAAGCCAACUGGGAAUGUGCCGUUCAGUUUUGUUCGUUAACCAAUAGCUUAUUGGGCGAUGUCAUGCGCGAUUAUAUUUCCAAUCUCAAAAUUCAACCGGAAUCCGUCGAAGGAGGCAUUGAAAUCAAAUACACCAAUCUCUUGCAUACCAUGCGUAUGCGUGCUCGUAAAUUACUCCAGUUUGCAAGAUUUUUCAUGGGUCAAUUCGAAAAUGCAGCGGAAUACAUGGUGGACACGGAGCAUUUGGAUCCGUUUGAAGAAAGGGUCUACAUUAUUGCUUCACCUAGCCUGUAUGGACGACCGGACGAUAUCCGAAAGCUAACUCAAGCAUGCUUCGCAUGUGAUAAAAAUCUCGCCAUUCCCGAUAUUCCCAUGACGAACAGUGAGUCCGACGAUUACCUGUUGAUUUUGUCCCCUUGGCAAGAUAUCAUGUGGACGGGCGAAGUGGUGGAUGUGGAUAUACCAUACGUUCAUCUCGGACUUAAGACCAAACGUGUACGUCUCGUGACAGGGGAUGCCAAGAAUCUUCAGCUGGCCAAAUCCGGUUUCUGGGGCGCCGUCCAGCAUUCAGGAAUCGAAGUCAUCCAAGAACAUCGCGCGCAUAUGCCAAAGAUCAACAAGGAACUCUACAAGAUCAAAAUGACGGUAUUCAAGCUGGCCGAUUCGACCAUUUCCAGCGUUGGUACCAUUCGCGAGCAAACGCAAGGUUUGAAGUGUCAAGAGUUGGUGGAAGAGUGCUUCAGCUUUGCCAGUGAUUUCGGAAUUCGAACUGCCCGAUUUCUGGAAUUGGCAGUUCGUUUACAAAUGGACUUGAAACUUGUGCGACUGGCGAUCGACUGGAUUUGCUUCAUCACAGACGAUUGUAACCCUUCGGAUCGGAAAACCUUCCGAUGGGCGGUCGCGGCUCUUGAAUUCGGUCACAUGAUGACACGAGGUGUCAAUAUCCUGGCCCUGAAUGAAGGCGAAUUUGCGACACUGCAAACCAAGGUAGCACGGUGCAUAGCGCUCCUUAUAUCUCACUUUGAUGUGCUCGGUACACGGUGGACAUAUGAACUGCAAAAGGAAGAGCAGCAACGUCGACGUGGUGUGACAUCCAAGCGUAAUUCGUACAUGAGUCGUUACGCCGAUGAUAAGGAUAAUAUCACCACCAGCUCUACGUUUGGUGCGGCCAAUGAUACGGCAUCGGCUUCCGGGGGUGGUAUUACCUAUAUCCGUGAUGAAUGGAUGCGAAAAAUCACAGAACUGGAAGAGCAGCGCAAUGCCCAAGAACAGGAACGAAAGAUUGUGGGCAAAAUCUUGGACGAUCAAAAACCGGAAGACCAAUCCCUCGUGUUCUUAGCGCCUUCUUCUUCGAAUAUUUCCUUCCGAUGGCAGCAAGGCAGAUUUAUCGGUGCUGGCACGUUUGGAUCUGUUUACUUGGCCAUUAACCUUGACACUUCGUCCGUCAUGGCCGUCAAGGAGAUUCGAUUCCCAGAUUCCAGCGCCUUGUCCACUUUACAUAAAGCGAUCAAGGAAGAAAUGAAAGUCAUGGAAAUGCUCAACCAUCGUAAUAUUGUCCAGUAUUUCGGUAUGGAAGUCCAUCGUGAUAAGGUGUACAUAUUUAUGGAAUACUGUGAGAACGGCAGCUUGGGCUCGCUUUUGGAACAUGGUGGUCGUAUCGAAGACGAGCUUUACAUUGUGGAUUACGCGUAUCAACUGCUGAGCGGACUUGCCUAUUUGCACGAGAACAACAUUGUCCAUCGUGACAUCAAACCGGAUAAUAUCUUGAUUGAUUAUGAAGGACAAUUGAAGUUGUCCGAUUUUGGUGCAGCCAAAAUUACCGCCAAGGGGCAAAAGACGAUGGGUCGUACCACCAUGAACAUGAAUGUCAACAGUUUAGCUGGUACUCCCAUGUAUAUGGCACCGGAAGUUAUUACGGGAGGAGACACGGGACGGAAAGGAUCCAUGGAUAUCUGGUCAUUAGGUUGUUGUAUUGUCCAAAUGGCCACUGGACGCCGACCAUGGAGUACGUUGGAGAACGAAUGGUCGGUGAUGUAUCAUGUGGUGACGGGCCAUCCACCGUUACCGGAUCCUUCGCAGUUGUCAGCUUCAGGCAUUGACUUUUUGAAAAAGUGCUUUACCCGAAAUCCUAUGAAGCGACCGACGGCCCAUGAAUUGCUGGACCAUCCAUGGAUCCAAGAAUAUUUAAAUAGCUAUAAUGGGGAGGAAACGCAGUUACCGCCGAUCACGGAAGAUGAUCACGCCAUGGAAAGCUAUCGUAGUCAAGAAGAGCCGCCCACUUCCAUCCGUUCGUUUGACCGUCCCUUGGUUCGAAGUAUCAACAACACUUCGAUGAUCGAAGGCAUGGCCGGCAGUUUUACUAACAGUGCGCAAGCACAGACCUAUUUCAGGGAGGUGGCGGCGCAGAACACGAAUGACAUACCCUGUCGAGGAAGUCAUUGA
Molecule: messenger RNA, 3774 nt
Organism: Radiomyces spectabilis
Lineage: Eukaryota; Fungi; Mucoromycota; Mucoromycetes; Mucorales; Radiomycetaceae
Exons: 6
Coding region: 1-3774 (1257 amino acids)
Biological process (GO): protein phosphorylation
Molecular function (GO): ATP binding; protein kinase activity
Source: RefSeq, a predicted model, not a curated record